AUGGCUAUCAGCCAAACAUCACACCAGAAUGAGGAUGCCCCAAAUGGUACGGAUGGUGGUGGUCGACGGACAAGAAUCGUGGUGGUAGGAUUGGGCAUGGUCGGGAUGGCGUUCAUUGAAAAGUUAUUAAAACUCGACGCCAAAAGACAAGAAUAUGACCUCGUCGUGAUUGGCGAAGAGCCUCAUCUAGCGUACAAUCGUGUCGGGCUGACGAGUUUCUUUCAGCAUCGACAAGUCGAGUCCUUGUACCUAAAUCCGGAGACAUGGUACAAGAGCCACCCUGCGGACUCUUUCAGCUACCAUCUCAACACUCUCGUGACGGAAAUUAAGCCCAACGAAAAAACUGUCAUAACGGCUCAAAGUCAAACAAUCUCGUAUGACAUUCUUGUUCUCGCCACGGGAUCAGACGCUCUUCUCCCGCGCCACACACCCGGUCACGAUGCCCGGGGGGUUUUCGUCUAUCGGACGAUCGACGAUCUACAGAACCUCAUCUCCUUCUCGUCAACCGUUAAAGGCACAAUGGGAUGUGUCGUCGGAGGUGGUCUCUUGGGCCUCGAGGCGGCCAAGGCCAUGAUGGACCUUGAGACCUUCCAACAAGUCAAACUCAUCGAGAGAAACAGGUGGGUCUUGUCGAGACAGUUAGACGCCGAUGCAGGAAAUAUGGUCGUCGACCUCGUACGCAAUCUCGGGUUGGACGUCAUGCUCGGGAAGCGUGUCGGUAGGAUCUUGACGACGGACGACGACCGCAACGCCGUCAAGGGUAUCGUCUUCGAAGACGGCGAGCAAAUUGACUGUACCUGUGUCAUGUUCGCCAUUGGUAUCAAACCACGAGACGAGUUGGCGCGCAAAGCAGGGUUAAAGUGUGCCGACCGAGGUGGCGGCGGUAUCACGGUCGACAAUGACCUGCGCACGAGCGAUCCCAACAUCUACGCCAUCGGCGAGUGUGCCAGUUGGGAAGACCAGACCUUCGGUCUUAUCGCCCCGGGUAUCGAGCAGGCAGACGUGCUCUCCUUCAACCUGACACAGGCCAAAGCUCAUACGCCCCGGACUUUCAAGAGACCAGACCUCAGCACCAAAUUGAAACUGCUGGGUGUCGAAGUGGCGAGCUUUGGAGACUUUUUCGCCGAUCGCGACGGGCCAAAGGACCUCCCGAAACGACACGUCAAGCGCGAAGAGCGGCGCAGGGCCGUCGAAUCCUCGAAAGGAGUGCCGGGUGUGACAAGCAACGGUGACAAGGCCCCAGCAGCAGGAGGAGUGACACAUGGCAAAGAUAAAGUACGAGACCUUACGUCAGGCCCGCCACCACCGACCCUGGCCGUCAAGGCCCUGACUUACCGCGACCCCUUUGCCGCCGUUUACAAAAAGUACCUCUUCACACCGGACGGCAAGUAUCUUUUGGGUGGUAUGAUGAUAGGCGACACGAGAGACUACGUCAAGCUCGUGCCCAUGAUCAAGAACAGAAAGAUGUUGGAUGUUCCACCGUCUCAAUUCAUCAUCGGUGCGAGUAGCGACAACAACGAUGGCGGUGAUGAUCUCACGGACGACACCCAGAUCUGUUCCUGUCACAACGUUUCCAAAGGGGACGUCAUCCAGAGCGUCAUCAAAGAUGGCUGCAAGUCCUUGGGUGAGGUCAAGUCUUGCACGAAAGCCGGGACUGGUUGUGGAGGAUGCAUGCCUCUCGUGACCAGCAUCUUCAACAAGGCCAUGAAGGACAUGGGCAACGAAGUGUCGAACCACAUCUGUCCUCAUUUCGCGUACAGUCGUGCGGAUUUGUACAACAUCAUCUACGUGCGUAAAUUGCAGAAUUUCGGGGGUGUCAUGCGCGAGGUUGGGAAAACCCCCGAAAGUUUGGGUUGUGAAGUGUGCAAGCCCGCCGUCGCCAGUAUUUUGGCCAGCAUGUUCAACAGACACGUCAUGGACAAGCCGCUUCGGGGCCUGCAGGACACGAACGAUAAAUACCUGGGCAACAUCCAACGCAACGGCACGUUCAGCGUCAUCCCUCGCGUGGCGGGUGGUGAAAUCAGCCCCGAGAAAUUGAUCGUGAUCGGCCGAGUCGCGAAAAAGUAUGGCCUCUACACAAAAAUCACGGGGGGUCAGAGAAUCGACAUGUUCGGCGCGAAGAAACAAGACCUUUUGAGUAUCUGGUCCGAGUUGGUCGCCGGAGGUCUCGAAUCGGGCCACGCCUACGCCAAGUCGUUGCGUACCGUCAAAUCCUGCGUGGGAACGACGUGGUGUCGGUUUGGGAUUGGCGACUCGGUCGGUCUGGCGAUCCGACUGGAAGAAAGGUACAAGUCGAUCCGGGCACCACAUAAGAUCAAAGGCGGCGUUUCAGGCUGCGUUCGCGAGUGCGCCGAAGCACAAAACAAGGACUUUGGGUUGAUCGCGACGGAAAAGGGGUUCAACAUCUUUGUCGGCGGCAACGGCGGAGCGACGCCUCGGCAUUCAGAGAUCCUGGCCAAGGACGUGCCUCCGGACGACGUGAUCCCCAUCCUCGACCGCUACCUGAUGUUUUAUAUCCGCACGGCCGAUAAACUCCAGCGCACCGCCCGCUGGGUCGAGCAAUUGCCCGGAGGCAUCAGAUACCUCCGCGAGGUCGUGCUGGAGGACAAGUUGGGGAUCUGCGCCGAGCUGGAGAAGCAGAUGCAAGAGCUCGUGGGUACGUUUUUCUGUGAAUGGACCGAGACCUUGAACGAUCCGGAGAAGCGCCGUGCUUUCCAACAGUUUGCCAACUCGGACGAAAACCUCGAACCGGCAGUCGAAAAGGUCGAGGAGAGGGGACAAGCCCGACCGGCGUACUGGCCCAGGGAGUCCGUCCACGACGAUUUCAAGGGGACCAAGUGGACCAGCCUGAUGUGGCAGCCGAUCGUCGAGGCAAGCAAGUUCCAAGGAGGAGACCCAACGACGGGAUCUUCGCAGACCGUCAUCCGCGGAGACACCCAGCUGGCCGUUUUCAAGCUCAAGGGCAAAUAUUACGCGAGUCAACAGAUGUGUCCUCACAAACGCACAUUUGGGCUUUCGGAUGGUCUGAUUGGAGAGACAACGUCGCCAGACUGUAAAGGUGGCAAGCUGUACGUCAGUUGUCCUUACCACAAGAGGAACUUCCAGCUGAAUGGAAAAGUCAACUUUGAGAGACCAGACGCCGGGGCGGGAUCUUGCUCCACGGACACCAGCAUGUCCAUCGCCACGUUCGGGGCCGAAGAGCGCGAUGACGGAUGGGUUUACUUGAAGCUUCCGCCCGUGGAGGAAAUGGACGCCGUGUUGGGAACGAGUAAAUGGGUCGUCAAGUCACAAGAGGCCAAAGAUCCGUUUGAGAGUCUCGACAAGAAAUUAGGGUUACACAAAGGCUUGAGGCCGACGAGGACUGCCGGCGCCAUACCGGGGACUGGGAACGUGAUGGCAGCAUCGUCACGGAGGACAGUGGGUGUCGCUGCGCAGAGGAGGAUUGAUUGGUAA
Exophiala oligosperma is the source of this 3453-nucleotide messenger RNA. RefSeq names its product nitrite reductase [NAD(P)H], large subunit. Gene Ontology annotation, molecular function: nitrite reductase [NAD(P)H] activity; heme binding; 2 iron, 2 sulfur cluster binding. The transcript has 2 exons. The record is from RefSeq and is a predicted model, not a curated record. Bases 1 to 3453 code for a protein of 1150 amino acids. Lineage: Eukaryota; Fungi; Ascomycota; Eurotiomycetes; Chaetothyriales; Herpotrichiellaceae.